This is a messenger RNA of Penicillium pulvis, 1359 nucleotides long. RefSeq lists its product as uncharacterized. The transcript has a single exon. The coding region runs from base 1 to 1359 and encodes 452 amino acids. The record is from RefSeq and is a predicted model, not a curated record. NCBI's taxonomy places the organism in Eukaryota, Fungi, Ascomycota, Eurotiomycetes, Eurotiales, Aspergillaceae.
AUGCCCUGGCAAAAGAUCUCUCCCGGUUACUAUGAGCGGUCUUUUGAUUCCAUUGAGAACUUUUACCGCUCCGUUGCUGAUGCCGGUGCUCCUUUGAACAAGCAGCACUUCCUCAUUUCGUGUACUGUUAAGUUGAAGUCUCUUCCCCCAGUGCAGAAUCUUAAAAAUGCAUGGAAGUCCCUUCGACAGCGUUAUCCGCAGAUUGCAGCCAGGGCCAAUGAGGCUGGCUCUCAAUUAUGCUAUACGGUCCCUUCCUCGGAUGCACUAGAAGCCUGGGUCCAAGAAACCUUCAUCGUUCGGGAUCGACUUUCUGCCGACGAUAUAUACAGCCAGGAAAAGCCAUCUUCCCAAUUUUUCUUGUUUUGCCUUCCUGAAACCCACGAGCUACUCUUUCGUACGCCCCACUGGCGCAUCGAUGGAGUUGGUUUGAUGUAUCUACAAGAUACCUUCCUCAAGAUCCUAGCGAAUGGUACCCCCGACCUUAUCCAGUUUGACGGCUCAGAGGUGAGAAACCUUGCGCCCUCUUUGGAUGAGGCAGCUGGCGUACCAUCCACUAUCACUCCAGCUAUAUCUCAAGCUGCUGAUGAGGAGCUAAGUGCCAUGCUGAACAAUCAACCAGCAGUUUUAAUAAAAACACUGCCAAAUGAAUUGCCGGCUACCACGCGGCGUCUUAAGUCAGCUUUACCGGCUGGUACCACUAGCCAGAUCAUCAGUUCUUGCAAGUCUCGAGGCCUGACUGUGACAGCCGCUAUGCAUGCAGCUUUAAUAGUUACCACCCUUCCAUAUGUGGACACGUAUGGCCAGACUAGGGGGAGAUAUACUGCACUAAAUCCAUUUGAUCUUCGGAAGUAUCUGCCAGCGCCACUGAAUGGUCCUGACGCAGCGGUUAGCAUUUACCACACUGGAAUUCCUAUCAGUAUCGACCUUACUGUGAACAAAGACUUUGAUUCUGUUGUCUUAGAGGCGAGUAAGGCAUACAGGCGUGAUCUGAGCAAGGAAAAUCCGCGAAACAUAUUCCAUUUCCUGCCUGAAUACGUGAAUAAGGUCUUCCAGCUACUAAGCCAACAACCCAGCGAUCCUCUGCUAGCGCCAGCUCACCCAGAGCUAAGCUCAAUGGGAAUUGUCAAUAAUUACAUUUCAACAAAGUAUCAAGGGCCAGAAUUCACCAUUGAGGUAGAUGAUUGGUGGGUUGCUCUGGAAUCGAUCGUUCGUCUCCUUCUUAUCCACGUUUGGACUUGGAAUGACGAGUUGGUGUUCUCAUUUAACUGGAACGAAGCCUUCUAUGAUGAUGAAUUCAUUACUAAAUUUCUAUCUGAGUGGAAGAAAGCUCUUUGUGUGUCGUUGGAUGUGCCGUAUUAG